Bombina bombina (fire-bellied toad) is the source of this 1824-nucleotide messenger RNA. Its product is annotated as tumor necrosis factor. NCBI's taxonomy places the organism in Eukaryota, Metazoa, Chordata, Amphibia, Anura, Bombinatoridae. The record is from RefSeq and is a predicted model, not a curated record. Gene Ontology annotation, cellular component: membrane. Gene Ontology annotation, molecular function: tumor necrosis factor receptor binding. The transcript has 4 exons. Bases 389 to 1096 code for a protein of 235 amino acids. Gene Ontology annotation, biological process: immune response.
AAACCUGGUAAUACAAGAAAGAGACAGACAGAAAGUGAGAGAGAAAAGAAAGAAAGAAAUAAAGAGAGAAGAAAGAAAGAGAGAAAGAAAGAAAGAAAGAGAGAAGAAAGAAAGAGAGAAAGAAAGAAAGAAAGAGAGAAGAAAGAAAGAGAGAAAGAAAGAAAGAAAGAGAGAAGAAAGAAAGAAAGAGAGAAAGAAAGAAAGAAAGAGAGAAGAAAGAAAGAGAGAAAGAAAGAAAGAAAGAAAGAAAGAGAGAAGAAAGAAAGAGAGAAAGAAAGAAAAAGAGAAAGAGAGAAGAAAGAAAGAGAGAAAGAAAGAAAGAAAGAAAGAAAGAAAGAAAGAAAGAAAGAAAGAAAGAAAGAAAGAAAGAAAGAAAGAAAGAAAAAAUAUGGAUUCUGUAGAGUCUCGGCUGGAGAAUGGACUCCUAACUGUCAGUUGCACAGAGCGGCGCAGGAGAUCAGACCUCUGUUGGCGAUGGGUCAGCAUCUGUUCCUUCCUUUUAGUUGUAGGAGCUGCUGUGUUUUUUGCCCUGCUGCACUUUAAGAUCAUCCCAACCCCUGCAAACAAGGAUGAAUUUAGGAUGCCGGAAAUAUUGGCUGUUAGGACUUAUUUAGAUUCUAUUCCUACAGACGUAAGAAAACAUAAUAAGCUUGGAAAGAAAUUAGCAGCUCAUUGUCCAGGUUAUGUAGAAAAUGGUCAAUUAGUCUGGAAGGAAUCCACCCUUAUGGAUGAGGACAUUGAUUCAAAGGAGGGACAGGUGAAACUACAGGACAACUCCCUAGUUAUUCCAAAAGAUGGUCUUUACUUUGUAUACACUCAAGUUGCAUUCACAGGACGCAAUUGUCAAGUAACUAAACCUCUCUACCUAUCUCACAUUGUCAAUAAGUGGAGCCUCUCCUACGAUGACCACUCUCCAAUUCUUACCUCUACCAAGUCAGUUUGUGAAGUAAAAUCUAGUUCUGCCUGGUUCCAACCCAUGUACCAAGGUGGGUUAUUUUACCUUGAGGAAGGAGAUAUCCUCUCCACUAGCACCGAUGGCAUUGGACAACUUGAUGUGAGUGAUACUCAGAUUUAUUUUGGGGUUCUUGCCAUAUAAGGUGGCAAAAUCCAUCAGUUGGAUCCUAGUGGAUUUUAAGGAACUCUGGUUGGGCAAGUCAAUGAUUUAAAGAAACAAUUUAAUUGUCUUGUAUAAGAUAUUUUCAGACUGGAGCAUCUGUGGCAAAAGUCCAUUAUUUCAAAGCUUCUAUGAAAAUCCUUGGUAAUAAUCCAUUAAAUGAAGAUGGGUACAUAUAUGGACUGGUACCCUCAAGAUUAUUAAUGGGUACAUUUGCUCCAUUAAAUCUGCUUGAUACUUUCAUAGUGUUGCAAUUAAAACACUCUUCUACAAGCACUUAAAAUCAGAAUGUUGAGACUACUUUAUCACUUGCACUGUGGGUACACUCGUAUCACUAUUAACUCAAAGUGGAUUUCCAUGGAGUCAUUUGGAAAACACAUAAACAAAAUUUCAAAGACGUUAUCGCUCACUGAACAUUUCAAUUUUCUGUAUAUAUUAUUUUUUAUUUAUUUAAAUAUUUAUAUAUUUUUAUAUUAUAUUUUAUAUAAUUUUAUUGAGUUCUGUGUAAUUUAAAUAUUUGAUAUCUAUGAGAGUAAAUUUAAUUGUUAUAUAUGCAUACAAUGUAUGUAUUUGUCUUUCAUUUGUGUACAACUUUAUUGUAUAUGUUGUGCAAAUAUUGUAUCCAAAUGUAUAUUAUGUAUUUUGUUCCGUUCUAGGAAACAAACCUGAGAAAUAAAUGCUAUGCUGCUUCUCAAUGAUUUAAAAAAAAA